GGGUUUCCUGGAGUUCUUAAGCUAGCUGUGUAGAGGGCACAGAGAGCUGUUGGGAUAUGGCCUAGAUGAGGAAUGUCCUGGUAGAAGUCACCAUCUUAGGCUAGGUUAUGGAGUUGUAGGUUGAGGACGAGGGGUUUGUCCUGAUGAGAGGCAGUCAAAGCUUCCACGGCAAAGGUCUGACGAAGGACUAAGACCUCUCAGGUGCCCUCUCAAGGCCCUGCUCACCUCAAGGUAAUGCUGACAGUACUCGUGUGAUCAGACACCAUGCAGACUCUCUGAACCAAAGUGUUUUCCACCCUCCUCUGGGGACACAGCACUUAAUACUUACUGGUCACCUCGAGGCUAAGGAGUCAGCAGAGACAAGCCAUGCUAGAGGACCUGAGUCAGGGAGGAGGGUCCAACCAUGAGAAGAGGAAGAUGGAGACCACAGCCCAGAUCCAUGGGGAUGACAGCAAGCUUGAUGAGGUUGUGGGGCUGCAGAAGCAGAUCUGUGAUCUUGGGACAGAGCUCACAAGGCAAUCAUCUUGGUGGUGUGUAGCUCACAAAGACCUCCAAAGCCAGAUCGAUGCUCUGAUAAAGGAGAACCAGGAGAUUCGUGCAGAACUGAAGACCUUGAAGAAGCAGGAUUCGGAGGCCACCAAAACCUCUACAGGCUCGCUAGCCCCGGCAAGGACAUCCAAAACUCUGCCAGUGUAUAUACAGAUAGAAGCAAUAGAUUCCGAGAGAACAACAUCAUGGGAUGAAAGAGAUGAUAUACCUUCCGGAAGUCCUCAGAACGGAAGUACAAUGGCUACCGGUGGAACAGACUCCCUGGACGAAAGACUGUCUUUUACAUCUUUAGAUGAAAAGGUUAUACACAUGUCUUCCAAAUUUCUGCGAAGAGGCUUCAGCAGAAUGUCACCAGAACCACUUUCUGACAGCACAUUCCUGGACACAGAGUCAGUGGCUGAUAUCUGGUCCUCCAAUCCAGAGACUUCGGAAGGUGAGCUUCUCCUACAGGCUCGAGCAAGCAGGGCCCUCCCUUGUUUUUCCCCGAAUGCACUGUGGCUGCAGAAUCUUCCAGCAAAGUCAAGAGCUUCUAAAGAAGUACCACAAACCUCAGACACUACGAAGGAUGAUGAGACACAGGAAAAGCGACACUCAAAUGGCAAGGUUGAGCGGUUGCUCAGUGAUGGGCGAACUAUCAUCACCUUCCCCAAUGGAACCAGGAAAGAGAUCAGUGCUGACAAGAAGACCACCCUCAUCAAGUUUUUUAAUGGUGACAUGAAGAAGGUCAAGUCCGAUCAGAGAGUGAUUUAUUAUUAUGCGGACGCUCAAACAACACACACAACCUACCCGGAUGGCGUCGAAGUUGUGCAGUUUCCUAACAAGUGGACCGAAAAAUUCUACCCAGAUGGCUCCAAGGAAACCGUGUUUCCUGAUGGGACAGUGAAACAGCUCAGGGAUGGAUGUGAGGAGACUGUGUUCCCUGAUGGGACAUUUGUGACAGUGAAAAGGAAUGGAGACAAAACCAUCAUGUUCAGCAACGGACAGAAAGAAAUCCACACAGCCAGGUUCAAGCGGAGGGAAUUCCCAGAUGGCACGACCAAGACUGUGUACUGCAAUGGCUGCCAGGAGACCAAGUAUGCCUCAGGGAGGGUCAGGGUCAAAGAUGAGACGGGAACUGUCAUCCUGGACUGGAAGUAGUGCAUCCAACAGACUCAAUGCCAGGCAGUAGGCUUCAAUUUCCAAAUAUACUUUUGACCAAAACAGACAAAGCAGCUGACAUCAAUAGAGCCCCGUGACAGUCCUGGAGACCCCUAUACAUGAGGAGUAAAGAGGCAUCCAAAACAUGUAAAGAAAGAGACCAUGUAGCCACCAUCUUGGGAGAGGGGUCAGAGAAGCAGUAGCCAGAAAUGAGGCCCUGGACAUGGCUUCCAUGGCCUUGUCCAGACCGUGCCUUCUGUCAGAGUCUGGCUCUGGAGCAGAGGGUACAAGGGAAGCAGCGUAAUCACUGCUGGCUAAUUCCUGGGAGCAGCCAUUAACAACAGCCAGCUCUAUGUUUUGCUUGGCCAAUGCCUGCCUGCAUCUACUUCUACCCCCUUUUAGAGUCCUCAUAAGUGGGAUCGAGGGGGAUGUAUCUUCACUGGUGCCUGAUGUGUGAAUAGACAUGAUUUAACCAUCCUGAAGUGUCUACACAGAACCUCGUGUAGCAUUCUAUCCCAUAAAUUCACAUAAUUAUGAUCUGUCAAUCAACAAGGACAUGAGUAAAACCACAGAUAAAAACAAACACAGAAACACAGUGGACCACAUCUCCUACCUGUUCCUGUGAGUCUGCCUGCUUCCGCCUCAUUUUGUGGGAGCGGUCUGCUGUAGGAGAGAUCUCUCCCUAGCUACUAGGUAGCAGCCAAUCUCAAUAGAGUUCCCAAUUCUCCUUGGCCAUGCCUUUCAGUCCCUGCACUGAUGAGUUCUGAGAAUGUGGAGGUUUUUUGGGUUUUGGUUUUUUUUUGUUUGUUUGUUUGUUUGUUUGUUUGUUUUUCAUCUCUGUGUCCUCCAAACUGAUACAAGGUGAGCAUAUUCAGAAAGAACUCACUGUGUGUUAGCUGGUGAUGCCCAGUGGUGCCCAGUGGAGAGGAAUGGCUGGUCAUGCCCUCGCCCUGGUUCAUCUUCUGAAGUCAAUGAUAAGAACUUCCAAAGGGCAAGCACGCUUGCCUUUUUGGUGGCAGAGGAUCUGCAAGGUAGGGAAAAGAUCCUCUGUCUCUGGUCUCAACUUGGGCUGUGCAGUCAUUCAGCUGUUGUGCCAGGCACUGGAACAGACAAUGCCCCUGUUUCUCUAUGUCCUGUCCACUAGAGUCUUACAUGCCUUUGGCAGGGUCUUUGCAGCUAGGGUCUGUCUCAUUGAAGUGAGCUGUUAAAUUCUCAUCGCUUGUGUGAGCCAUGGCUGCAUCACGGAUGUCUCUGACUGUCGGCCUCUGCAUGGGAUUCACAGCUUGUAAGCAGUUGACAAUGCCCUCAAAUUAUUUUGAAAAUUGAUAGGAGGUGCCAGAAGCAGGGUUCACAAAGACCUGAGAUUCCAGAGCCCUGUCUAUACCGUCGUCUGCCAUCACAAAGCUAGUUCUGCAGCUGCAUGUGCCAGCCACCAGAGUCCCCAGUGUGAGCCAGGACCUUUCAUCCCCAGCGUGGGCCAAGUCUAAGCAACGUGACUUGCUUAGGCUGCAGAGGACAAAACAGAACUUUAUAGAGUUCUGGACGAGUGGGCUGGAGUUCCAGGUUAUUUGACUCACCACUCCACUAUCCUCCCACUAUCCUCCACUAUCCGUCCCCAGACCGCUUGUCAGCUUGACACACAAACACAACAGUGUUACCUUUCCUUUCUUGUUCCUCCCCAAGAUCACACAUUCACAUUGAUAUCACAAUACAAAACAGUUUAUAAAUUUUAAAAGUUCCAAAUUCAAACACUUUAAAAUUUAGUUUCUUUUUUUUAAUUAGCCUCUUUUAAAACCCCAAAUCUUUUAAAAUUUAGUUUCUCAACUGUGAGAUCUCAUAAAAUCAAAAAUAAGUUAAAUCCUUCCAUACCUCCAGAGGGAAGAACCAGGGCACAGUCACAAUCUGAACAAAGCAAAGUCAACAGCAUAAAUAACUCAGCAUCCAAUGAUUGGGACUCACUCACAAUCUUCUGAAAUCCUUCAAGGGGCUUGGGUCACUCCCAGCUCCACCCUCUGCAGCACACACAGCUUGUCUUCCAAGCUCCAACUGGCUCCAUGCCAAGGCUGAUGCUAUUCUUGGUGGUCAACCCAUGAUACUAGCAUCUCCAAAAUGCUAGGGUCUUCCGCUGCAACUAGGCUGCACCUUCACCAAGGCUUUGUUCAUGGUGUCAGUGCUCAGCUGUUCUCCAUGAUCCCUUCAUGCCCUCAAAACCAGUACCACCCGGGUGAGUCAACACUACCAAGUUCAGUUGCCAGUGCAAGGUACAACCUUGGCUGCCUCUGGAACACAGCUUCUGUGUGCUGGUUCUCAGGAAACACUUCCCAGAAGAUUUCCCCUCAAUUUCCAGCUGGUCUCUUCUUCAUCACGGCUAAUUUCUCAGCUCCAGCUAACCAGCAUCAAGUCUCCCAACAAAUCAAAGGUUUCACUUUAGUAGUUCUGGUAUCUUGUUAGCCACAGCUGAUGCUCCAGCCCCAGCUAACCAGAACCACAGAAUCAUGAUUCAAAAAUAAUGAUUCUUUCAACUUCCCUCCGAAAACUUCACAAGCCAGGCCCCCAUUGUCUUGCCCUCCAUUCAUAUCUUCCCAGCUCCUAUAGAACAGUGCACUGAGCUUUCAAGGCUCAAUGGCUUUUCUAGCCCAAAGUCCCAAAGUCCUUCCCAAAACAGAUCUUCCCAAAACAAGGUCAGUCUAUCACAGCAAUACCCCACUAUCCCGGUGCCUAUUUGUCUUAAGGUUUCCAUUGCUAUGAUUAAACACCAUGACCAAAAAAGCCAUUUGGGGAAGAAAGGGUUUAUUUGGUUUCUACUUCCAUGUUGCUGCUCAUCAUCAAAGGAAGUCAGGACAGGACCUCAAGCAGGGCAGGAACCUGGAGGCAGGAACUGAUGCAGAGGCCAUAGGAGGUGCUGGUUACUGGCUUGCUCACCACAGCUUGCUCGACCUGCUUUCUUACAGAACCCAGAACCACCAUCCCAGGGAUAGUAGCACCCACUAUGGGGUGGGCUCUCCCACAAUGAUCACUAAUUAAGAACAUUCUCUGCAGCCAGAUCUUAUGGAGGCAUUUUCUCAGUCGAGGGUCCCUCCUUUCAGAUCAUUCUAGCACAUGUCAAGUUGACAUAAAACUACCCAGGACACCAGCUUAGCACCAAGGUGGAACAAUAGGUAGGCCCUGGGGUUAGGGUCUUGAAUAUGGAUUCAGAGAGCCUGGAGCUAGAAGGAGAUGGCUGUGGGCACCACCCUCCAGAGUGCAGUUGUCCUCAGUGUCCACACCUGCAUGCUCACCGAGUCAACUAUGGGAAGGUGUCUUGUCUCAGCGGUGAUGAGUGGAGAGUCAGUGUGUGUGCUGUGACCUUGCCUCUCCUCCACCAGUUACUGACAGAACAAGUACAGCACAGUGGCCAACCAAGAGUUGGAGAACACUGUGCUGGAGAAAGGAUGAGAUCCUGGGAACGUCUCAAGCUGCCGCCUUGUCCCCAACCCCAUGGUGCCUGGAGCCAGAUACAGCUCUCAAAACAAUACCUGAAACCCCACCCUUGGGAACUGACAAUUUUUAUUGCCCUUCCUUGAUCUCACCAUGUGGAAUUCAGGACUCAGGAAUAUGGAAUGAUUUCUAAUGUCAAUAUGGCCAUGGUUUAUGGUGUCUCUUGAACUCAAGAUUUUCAGUUUGGCCCAACUGUACUUCCACUAGGGUCACCCUCCUCUACACAGCAACACCUGUUUGCUGUCACCAUCUGAAACCUGGGCCAGCUGGGACUUAAGGAGCUUGAGUAUUGGAUAGGUUCCCUGCAGAGCACAGCAUGAGGCCACCAAAAGCC
This is a messenger RNA of Arvicanthis niloticus (Nile rat), 5497 nucleotides long. NCBI's taxonomy places the organism in Eukaryota, Metazoa, Chordata, Mammalia, Rodentia, Muridae. The record is from RefSeq and is a predicted model, not a curated record.